UAAUGUGGCACCGCCACUUCGGUUUUCACAAGUAAAACAAAACAGUUAUUUAGUAAAUUUUUAAUAUUAGUCAUAUCAGUGCAAUAUAUAAAGAAUAAUUGCCUAAAAAAAAGUGCUCACAGCAUUAGAAACAUCAAUCAAAAGUCAGCAACAGAAAAAAGCUAAAUGCCUAGAUACUUGCAGCUUUGUGUCUUUGAUUUGUGGGUGGGUGUCUCUCCCCAUGUGUGUGUGUGUGUGUGCGUGUGUUGUGCUUGAUUAAUGAAAACAGUUGUGUUCGUGUGGUGUAAAGUGCAGCAGCAGCAAUUAAGCUUAAUUAACUAAUAAAUUGGAUGUGAAAGGCAGCCAGAGUGCAUUUAUAAGUAAAAAAGUCAGAAGAAGUCGUAGCAAGAGUGUAACGAGAUGCCACCGCUGAAAAGCUACUCCAUACAUCAUGAAUUUAAUGCAAAUGCAAAUGCAAAUUGUCACAACGGCAAUGACAACACCACCGAUAACGAUAACGAUUACUUCAAUCAGCCUGCUGCUGCUGCGGCUGCUGCCAGCACACAACGCACAAAUCGGCCCUCGUAUUGCAACGCCCAAUAUCCAUUCAAGGUGUUGGCCAACCUUAAUCAAUUGCGGGAACAAUCACGCUUCUGCGACGUGGAAAUAAUCGCUGGCGAGUCCACAUUCAAUGCACAUCGCGCAGUACUGAGUGCAUCUAGUGCAUAUUUCGAGGCAAUGUUUAGACCUGAACUGGGCCUAAACGAAGUUAAACAGAAAUCGGUGGUGCUGCAUACAAUUGAUGGCGAUAUACUGCACAUACUUUUGGACUUUAUCUACACAGGACGUUGCGAGAUAACGCAGUCCAAUGUGCAGGAACUUCUCGCUGCAGCGGAUAUGCUGCAGUUGAACGAAGUGGUCGAUGGCUGUUGUGAGUUUCUGUGUCGGGAACUGCAUGCCACAAAUGCAUUGGGGAUUUUACGCUUCGCGGAAGCGCACAAUUGCGAGUCACUGGCAAAAAGUGCAAUGAACUUUGUGCAAGCCAAUUUUCCAGCGAUAACUCUGGAGGAUGAAUUUCUGGAAACACCACAGACUUUACUGUCGCAGCUACUGAACUCGGAACUCUUACGUGUUGACUCCGAAUCACAGGUGUUCCAGGCAGCACUGCGUUGGAUCAAGCACGAUGUAACGCAACGUCGAUGCUAUGUUUUCGAUAUACUUUCGCAUGUCCGCAUGGCUCUGGUUCCAGUUAAGGUCAUCGAUAAGGCGCUGAAGGACGAUUGCCGCGACAUGUCUGUGAAAAUAGCGCUACGUUCCAUAUGCCGGGACAUUGCCUCGAAACGUGGUCAGCUGGUGCCUUUGAGGGUCUGCCCUCGACAGCUGGCCAAGAAGAAUAUAUACAUAAUCGGUGGCUCACAUCGCGACACACCGCGCACUUGGAACACUGCAGACUGCACAUUCGAGACGGUGGCCAAGUUUGAUAUAUUCCGACGCGAAUGGACUGAGACCGCGCCCAUGGAGGUAGGCCGCAUUCUGCCGGGAGUUUCGGCAUUGAACGGCAAAAUCUAUGUGGUGGGUGGAGAGCGUGGUUCCCAAAUAUUGGCCAAUGGCGAAGUAUACGAUCCACAAAACGAUAUCUGGCAGCCCAUAGCACCAAUGAUUGUGCCCCGCUGCGAAUUCGGACUGUGCACCAUGGGUGGGAAUCUGUUUGCAGUGGGCGGCUGGAUUGGUGACGACAUCGGUGGCACUAUGGAGUGCUAUGAUCCAGAGAAAGAUCUGUGGAAACUUAUUGGCAGCAUGCCGCAGCCACGUUUCAGCAUGGGCGUCGUCAGUUUCGAGGGUCUAAUCUACAUAGUCGGUGGCUGCACCACAACAACUCGCCACUUGCCAGAUUUGAUUAGUUACAACCCUGUGACCAAGGAAUGGACGCAAUUGGCGCGUAUGCAAACGGCACGUUGUCAAAUGGGCGUCGCUGUGUUGGAUCGUUAUCUAUAUGUUGUGGGUGGCAGCAGCAUUAGCCAGGAUACACUCAGCUCCGUUGAGCGCUAUAACUUUGACGAUGACAAAUGGUCAACGGUCUGUGCCCUGAACGUUCCACGCGCAAUUCCUGCUGUUGCCGCUGCCGAUGGUCUGCUCUAUGUAGCUGGCGGGGAUCAGCCUUGUGAGGUGAACUUCUACCGCGCCCAAGUUACCAUCAGUGCUGUCGAAUGCUAUGACCCCCUGUCGGAUACUUGGAAGAAUUGUCCCGAUUUGCCCGUCAGCCGUUCCGAGGCAGGUGCUGUAGUUGUCUAGGGACAAUACACCUGCCUGAAAAUCCAACAACUCUCUCACGUCCUACAAAACUUGUUUUAAGCACUUUCAAUAUACAAUCAACAAACAAACUGAAACACCCACUUCAUACACGAUUUAUAUUAUGUGUAUUGCAUUGUAUACGUUAGACACAUCUCACUCUAUCCCUAUCAAUGUUGAAAGUAGUGCUCUCCAAAACUAAAGCUAGACGCUUUAUUAAGGUUAACGUUUUCGAAUUGUAGCUCAGCUAAUUCAUCCCAGUUUAGUAUUAGUAUUAUCUAGUAGUUAGUCAGGAAUGAAAUAACAGCAAAAGCCAGCUUCUGAUUGUUCCCUAGUUAAAGAUACCCAAUAAAAGAGAAAAAUAAAAAUAUGAGAAAUUAAAUUCACAGGCAAAAGUGUAUAUCGACGUAUCGUAAUUGCUGAAAAUUGUUCAACUCGAGCCUAUUAAUUGUUUAUGGUUUAAUCAAUUUAUCAUUAAAAACAAAUGAAGUAAAAAUCAAAGAUCGUCAGCAUUGUUGGCACGUUCUUAAAAAGGGCGUUCCCGAAAAAUAAAAUUGUAACUGUAUGAGAAUUAAAUGUACCAAAAAACACAUUCAACAAACAUUCAAAAAGAAACAAACUGUAUUAAUAAUAGAUGUAUUUACGAAUAAUAAAUGUAUGAUGCAAAUUAAC
Messenger RNA from Drosophila innubila, 2940 nucleotides. RefSeq names its product actin-binding protein IPP. The transcript is spliced from 5 exons. The record is from RefSeq and is a predicted model, not a curated record. Gene Ontology annotation, molecular function: protein binding. NCBI's taxonomy places the organism in Eukaryota, Metazoa, Arthropoda, Insecta, Diptera, Drosophilidae. Bases 400 to 2271 code for a protein of 623 amino acids.